This is a messenger RNA of Bolinopsis microptera, 3163 nucleotides long. RefSeq lists its product as uncharacterized. Bases 15 to 2117 code for a protein of 700 amino acids. NCBI's taxonomy places the organism in Eukaryota, Metazoa, Ctenophora, Tentaculata, Lobata, Bolinopsidae. The transcript is spliced from 16 exons. Gene Ontology annotation, molecular function: DNA-binding transcription factor activity, RNA polymerase II-specific; RNA polymerase II cis-regulatory region sequence-specific DNA binding. Gene Ontology annotation, biological process: endoplasmic reticulum unfolded protein response; regulation of transcription by RNA polymerase II. Gene Ontology annotation, cellular component: nucleus. The record is from RefSeq and is a predicted model, not a curated record.
AAAUAAUUUGAGCCAUGGCAUCGGUUGAUUUUCUAAAGCAGUUUGAUCCUGAUCAUUCUAUGUCAAUGCUGGAAAAAGAUGAAACAGCACUGUGGGAUGAUCCCUUCAAUCUAGAUUUUGAAGAGGAUCUGCUAAAGGAACUUAACACUUUGCCUGGUCUCUACGACCACUCAGAUGUAACCCUGGGUCUCGACCUCAUGGAGGAUCCCUUGCUCAUGAAUACCCCAACAACUGUUUCUGAUGACAGUAAAGAAUUGGAUGUCGGCCAGCCGGCAGAAGAAGCCCCCAAACCUAUGACGAUUAAAAAAGAGGAAUUGUCGCCUCCUCACCCCUUCAUAAAGUUGGAACCUCCGACUACCCCAGAGAACAAGGUCCUGUGUAAGAACGAGUCCCCUAAAACCUCUCCCGGACGGUUAUUCGGCAAGAAACUUCCAGUUUCAGAGGAGACCGCUCAGUCAGAGGAAGUCAAGAUAGAUCUCAACACCAAACUUGACAUAUACCAACAUGAUGCCUGUGUCACUAAAUCCGUGACCACCCUCAUGGUGAAGAAGAUUCCCAAGAUAAUCAAGGUCCCGGUAGGAAACAAGUUGUAUCGAACACCCAAUGGAAAUGCAGUGUUCGUUACCCGUGAUGGUCACGUGACUCUGACUAACCAGUCAAAUCUAAAGGAGAAUCAGAUCAAGUUUGUUAACGUGGACACUACCAAGAGGACUCAAUCCCAAGAGAAGAAAGCGCCCUCUCCUCCAGUCAAUAAAACCUCACCCGCCCUCACCAAAACCUCGCAACACCUCCGUACAAUCUCUUCCAACGUCCGAACUUCCUCACCAAACCUCAAAUCCAGCCCUCCAAAAUCCAUACCUUCAGUGAUGAACACGUCGUCAGCCUCCCCGGUUAAACGACAGAUUGUGACUCCUAAGGUUCUGGUAAAGCAGGAGAUAGUGGCUGGAGAUGAUGCUUUCCAGUUUGAGAAUAAGAAGCGGAAAUUGGAGCAUGAAGUCUCCCAGAAGAGACCAAGAUCGGAGACAGUGCUGAACAUCUGCAAACACUCCCAAGAAAGAGUGUGCAAGAAAAAUACCGAUACCCCCACCUCACAAAAUAAUCAUUACAUUGAACCAGACAAGUGGAAGCACGAUAAUAACGGGUAUAAUCAAGACUCAGUAGUUUUUAAAGUCAGCCAAAGAAAACACUCCUCGUCUUCAGAGAGCAGCCAGUUCGACUCUAUGCCCGAAAUAGCAGAGUACUCCAGUUACGCUAAGUUUAUCAGCUUGAAGGAGCCUGACCGUCGCAGGGCGGGAAGACAAAGUGUCCCAGUACCAGCACAUCUCAAGACAGAGUCUGAGAUAAAGACCUGGAAGAGACAGCAGAGAAUGAUAAAGAACAGGGAGAGUGCUUGUCUUUCCCGGAAACGGAAAAAGGAGUAUUUACAAAGCGUAGAGACGAAGCUAGCUAUCUCCUCUGAACAAAACAUACAAAUUCUGAGGGAUAAUGACGAUUUACGGAAACAGAACGGCUCCCUCAAGAACGAGAACACGCUACUCCGUGAAGCGCUAGACAGGCUGAACUCAGUGCUGGGAAACCUAACCUCCACCACCGACCUGGGCAAACUGGAGGAGCUGGAUCCGGCCAAUGUUCCACCACAUUCCAAGAGUGACGAGAAGGGCACGUGCACUACCUCCCCCCGGUUUAAGGGCACCGCUCUCAUGAUGUUCUUCAUGUUCGUCUUCGCUCUAUCUCUGGGACCCUUCAGUUUGUUUCAAAGUUCAGCGGGGCUGCCGAAGUACCACCAGCAGAGCUUCAAUAGCAGAACGUUAUUAUCAACAGACCAGUACAGCUUACGAAAGGACACAGCUUCGUACAGCAACUAUGUCGACCCAAGUAUCGAUACCCUUAAUAAUUACUUAAAAGGGAGGCAUAAGACUGUGGAAGUUGGGUUCAACGCAGCUCCAGACAAGCAGUAUAUCGUCUCUGGUUAUAACAAUUUCUACGUGCCGGCUACUGUAGAAAGUGAUAGCAGUAGAGUUUCUGUCAUCCUACCCCUCCAUCGAGAUUCCUCCUCUCUGGUAGAGAUGGUAUGCGAUGUAGUGGAGGCUAACAACAUCACCCGUACCCUGCAGUGAACCUUCGCUGAAGUAACUCCCUCGCUCCCUUCCCCGUUAUCUUAACUUAGAUGCAUGCAUGAACUCUCUGUGGGAUUGAUUAACGUUACGUUUCAGAUUAAAAACAGUUAAAAUGAUUUGUGUUACAAAUUGUAUGAUAUAUUAAUAUAGACUAUUCACGUAAUGAUUGGGUAAUACAUCUUUGAUAUUCCUGCUGAAGGGAUGUCACUAAAUUAUGAGUAUGACUUUUUGUAGCUUGGCUUCGUCUGCCUGUUUAGAGGUAAUGACGAUGAAUGACGGAAAAAUAAGUAUCUAGAAAAUGAUACGUGGAUCGUAUUAUUCUCCAUUUUUCGUUGAUUUAAUAAUCUUGUUAAGCUUGAUUUUUAAUUGUGAAAACAAUUAAUACGAUUUAAAUACAUUGUCGGUUAAACAAUUUCAGCUGUUGAGAUUUCAUUUCAGCUUGCUCGUAAUAAUCGAUUAUUAAUUUCCUUGUUUGUAUAAAAAUCCUGUAUAUAAUGAGCACUAUCGCUUGUUGCAUAACUUGAUAUAACUUCCGUUACUGAUCCAUAACAUGGUUAAAGUUUUGCCUUUGUAGAAUAUAAUAUAUCCAGUUAAUGUUUAACUUAUACCUCCCUUAAUACUAAAUUCCAAGUCAACCUAUCAUUGACAUUAGGACUGCAGAAUAUUCAAACUCUCGGAAUUUCACUUUUAACUUUAAUAUGUUUAUACUAAUAAUCUUGUUAGCUAGUUAUACACACAAUGGAACAUAUAGUAAAUUAUGGAUAACGCUUUGUUAACAUAUUAGUAUGAUAAAGUAAUAGUUUUGCUGAUUAAAGUUUUACCUCUUGACCACUUCUUGCGUAUCAGUUGCAUGAAUUGGCUUUAAAUUAAUCUCUUUAUGAACUAUUUUCUGACCAGAUUCCCCUUCCCGCCAAGUGGUGUUGCUUUUGCUUGGGUGUAUAACUGAGGUAUAACUGAGGUUAACUGAGGUUACCUUAGUAGUCGAUAAUAUGUGAUGUAUUGUUAAUGUGGACAACAUAUUUACUUCAUUUUCUUAUAUCUAAAAA